Heterobasidion irregulare TC 32-1 is the source of this 234-nucleotide messenger RNA. RefSeq lists its product as uncharacterized. NCBI's taxonomy places the organism in Eukaryota, Fungi, Basidiomycota, Agaricomycetes, Russulales, Bondarzewiaceae. The coding region runs from base 1 to 234 and encodes 77 amino acids. The transcript is spliced from 2 exons. The record is from RefSeq and is a predicted model, not a curated record.
AUGCGAGUAUCUAUCAAGCAGCCGCCAUUCUCGGGUGCUCUUGCCAAACAACUCGGCUUUGAUUUUCUUGCUGUUACUUACUGUUACAUGGCUCUCCUUUGGCUCGAGAAUCAGUUUAACUCAAAACUCGGCGUCGCACUUGUCAGGUGCUAUUUCUUCGGUUCUACUUUGCGGCGAACAUAUUUCUCAGGACAAUCUUGUUGCUCCAGUGACCGUAUCUGUAGUCGCCUAUAA